This is a messenger RNA of Lecanosticta acicola, 2133 nucleotides long. NCBI's taxonomy places the organism in Eukaryota, Fungi, Ascomycota, Dothideomycetes, Mycosphaerellales, Mycosphaerellaceae. The record is from the annotation of a GenBank genome assembly.
AUGAGGGCGAGUUUUCGAAUGCGCGAUCUGCUGAACCCGCAGCGCCUCUUCCAGCGUGCCAGAUACAGCUACCAACAAAUACCCACCUCUCUCUCGGUAGAGAAUCUCAAUGGCGCCCUGCAGUCACUCACAUCACAGAAUGGCGCCGCAUGGCCCGCUGGGAGACGGAGAUGUGGCAUCGGCAAGAUCUCGACCACCAAAUCCAUCAUACUCGCCCUCGUCACACUGCUCCUGAUUGCCGCGUUCGGUCGCCAGGGGCAUCAGAAGAUCCAAGAGUGGAGGGACUCGAGAUCGGAUCUGCCUUACCACUGGCAACACUAUCACAGACUCAAUGGCUAUUACUAUGGCAUCAAGGCACUGGUGCCCUACUCACAGUGGCAGCCGGAGAACGGGUACAACCAGUCGAUACCCAUAUCGCAGCAGGAGAAUGUGAAGCUCCCCAUCAACGAAGAAGGCCCACCCGUCGACCCGGUCAAAUUCGACCCGUACCCUGUCGACAGCACCCGCCAAAAGUGCUACCUGCACGCCACCGAGGAGGGCGAGGUGCCAGACGUCUACGCCUACCCUGGCAUCCCGCAAUACAUGACCGAGCCCUUCUACGGAGACUACAAGGCGCUCGGCAUGGAUGACGGCAUGUGCUUUGAAAGAUUCGGAAGAUACGCUGCAUACGGAUAUGGCUACAACGAGACCAUGGGAGGCAUGGGUCCCGGUAUCUUGACCGAGCAAGCAGGAGCCGAGAAGAUCUACGAGAAGACCGGAUUCGUGGACUACAGCAACGUGGAUUGGGGCACCGCACAGCAGCGGUGUUAUGAGAAGAACCAGGCCCGCCUCUCCGGCGCCCAUCCUCUCACGGGCAACCGGAAGAUCUCGCGCCAAGCUUACAUUCUGCGCACGUGGACCGGCUUCGACUACCAGCCUCACCACAUCUACGCCAUCCGCGCGAUGAUCACGGAGCUGAAUCUGAAGUCGGGAGGCGAGUACGAUGUACACUUCCUGGUACACGUGAAGGAUGACAGCGUUCCGAUCUGGGCAGAUGCCGACGUCUACCGGCGAGUGCUGGAGGAGAACGUGCCAAGAGAAUUCUGGAAUAUGGCUACUUUGUGGUCCGAGUCGCAGAUGGUGAUGUACUAUCCAGACCCCUUCCCUGGCAACUUUGCGAACAUGGCUGGAAGCAAACUGCAUGGCGUGUAUCGUAGUGCGCACCUGCCAUUACAGUGGUUUGCCCAAGAGCAUCCAGAGUAUGACCACUACUGGAAUUGGGAGAUGGAUAUUCGUUUCACCGGUCACUACUACGACUACUACACGAAGAUUGACGAAUGGGCGAGGCAGCAGCCGCGGAAGGGCCUGUGGGAGAGGAGCAAGCGGUUCUACAUCCCAGCAUAUCACGGUGACUGGGCGAACUUCACCAAGUUCGUCGAGCAAGAGAUUGAGACCAGGGACCGGCCGGAGAACAAUCCAGAGCUGAGUGGUCCAUCGCCGGUGUGGGGACCGGUCAAGGACUUCCCGAAUGCUGGCAUGCUUGAUUCGCCCGAAGGAACGUCACCUCCGACCUCGUACGAAGAGGACAACUAUGAGUGGGGUGUUGGGGAAGAUGCCGAUUUCUUGAGCUUCAAUCCAAUCUUCGAUCCUGCCCUGACCAACUGGGUCUUCAGCUGGGACAUCUCUGGCUACAACACCGAUAUGCCCCCACCGCCUCGCCGCGCCGCCAUUAUUACCGUCGCGCGACUCUCGAAGCGUCUGCUCGACAUGAUGCACAAGGAAGUGUUUGCGGCGAAGCACACCAUGUUCCCUGAAAUGUGGCCCCCGACCGUCGCAUACCACCAUGGCCUGAAGGCUGCCUAUGUGCCACACCCCGUGUACUUCGACCGCGACUGGGACCUGUCCCACAUGAAUCAGGUGUACAACUACCCCGAAAACCAAUGGGACUCACCGUUCGGCUGGGGAGAGCACAACAUGCUGGGCAGCAGUUUCUACUACAACAGUGGCUUCUCCGGCGCCCUCUGGCGAAGGUGGCUCGGCAUGGGCGAGAACAGCGAGGGUGGCCGAGUAUGGGAAGAAGUGGGAUCUGGUCGAAUGUGCCUCCGGCCGAUUGUUCAUCACCCCAUCAAGCACGAGAACGGACCCGUGGAUUGA